Aethina tumida (small hive beetle) is the source of this 2558-nucleotide messenger RNA. Its product is annotated as pickpocket protein 28. Gene Ontology annotation, molecular function: ligand-gated sodium channel activity. Gene Ontology annotation, biological process: sodium ion transmembrane transport. The transcript is spliced from 11 exons. Bases 258 to 2558 code for a protein of 766 amino acids. Gene Ontology annotation, cellular component: membrane. The record is from RefSeq and is a predicted model, not a curated record. Lineage: Eukaryota; Metazoa; Arthropoda; Insecta; Coleoptera; Nitidulidae.
AAUUUUUAUUGAAUAUAAUCAUAAUAUGUAAUUUAGUGUUUUUCUACCCUAUCGGAAAAUAAUUUAUUACAAAUAAAUGCAAUACAUACUUAUUAUUUAUUCAGAUAUAUCCUCCCACAAAAGAAAUGCGUAAUAUAGGUUUGAAUAACAUAGCUAUUAGUGGACAAUGGAACAAAUUCAUAUUCAAGCAUCAAAUCACCUAAUUGUAAUUACAGUUUCGAAAACCAUAAACCAGUGAGUUAUUGUUAGUUACUGAAAUGGCAAAAAAGCAAGUCAAAUCUGGAAAAUUUUUUUCCAAGCCUCAAAGUAAACUCAAUUUAAAAUUAAAAGAGUCAUCAAGAUGUCAAAUUUUCACGGAUUUCAUUAAUCAUUACUUCAGCAUGAGCACCAUCCAUGGAUUUUAUCACAUUGCAGCACCCCGAAGACAUCCGGUGGAAACGGUGAUUUGGACUGGGGUGGUGAUAGCGGCAGUAUUUGGUACCUAUAAGGUAACCUCUGUGACAAUCGCUCGAUACACCCAAAGUCCUACUGUAAUCUCCAUGGAAAGAGACAGAUUUUCUUGGAAUACUUCAUUCCCCGCUGCUACGAUUUGCCCAACCUUUAAAGUUGAUGAGGAUAAGUUAGAUAUUUAUGUUGAGGAAUCGUCGGCGAAGAACAAAACUUACUUCAAAUUGUUCCUUCGGUCUUUGGCGGAGGCAGGUUAUUCGACUUUUGACAAAGUGUUACCCUAUGAUGACUUAGAUCCAAAGGAUUAUUUAGAUCUUGUUUUAAAAUUGAAGUUCAGCUUUAAACCUUCAGUCACAAAUUCAGGCACUGGCAGUCAAUUCUAUUUAAAACAAUUGAUUACAGAGAUGGGGAUUUGUUAUAGUUUUAAUUCUGAACUAGCAGUUUAUAAUUCACCCAAUUAUUGGAAGGCAGAAAGAUGGGACUUGGUAGAAACUAAUGACAUAUUUUAUGUUAAUCCAUUAGACGGUGAAGUCUUUGCCAAUGUUAUAAAUAUGUCGACUGGUUUCGAGGUCUUUAUUCAUGGCCCCAACGAAGUAGCUGAUGUGGCAAGUAAAAAGAUAGUUUCACCAAAUGGUUAUUUUCUUCAGUUGUACUUAUCAGGAAUGACCAUUUUCAGCACUGACAAUACCAGAAAUUUAAAUAUUCAUCAAAGAAAAUGUAGAUUUUCUCAUGAAAGUAAUCUUCGUCAUUCGCCAGCUUAUUCAUAUGUACUUUGCAGGAUAGAAUGCAGAAUGGCAAUGGCUCAUAAACUUUGUGGUUGUUUACCUUACUUUUAUAGACCAUUAGAUGGUGACAAAAUCUGUAACGUAGAAGGAAUGCAUUGUUUGGCACAAUAUAAAGAGCAACUGAUUCUUCUUCAAGGUGUGUGUUCAUGUUUGGCUAAUUGUGAUGAAGUAAACUACAUUGUUGAAGACAUGGAUACUAGAGAAUGGUUUUUGGGUUCUAAUUUGCAAUGGGGACUAAAGGAAUAUCCAAAAAUGAGGCUUAAAAGGGACAUCAUAUUUGGUUUCUCAGAUUUUCUGGUGUACAUAGGAGGUAUGGUAGGAUUGUUUUUAGGCUGCAGUGUUUUGAGUGUUAUGGAAAUUUUGUAUUUCUUUACACUGAGACUUUAUUGGUUUGUUAUUAAAUAUGGAAAUGAAACUAGGUACUUAACUUUGCUGCAAGAGAUGCAGUACAUCUUCCAACCUUCAUUUCAAACAUCAGCUGGAGUAGCUUUGAAAUUACAACCAGUAAUUUCUGAAAUGGGAAUUUGUUAUACCAUUAAUUCCAACAUGGGUGUUUAUAAUAGUCCAUCGUACUGGGAAAAUGACUCGUGGAGUUUGUUGGAGAAAAAGGAAGUAUUCAAGGUGCAUUAUUUGGAUGGUGAAAGCUUCAUUAAUGUUAUAAAUAUCACAUCAGGUUUUAAGAUUUACUUUCAUGGACCAAACGAAGUUGCGGAUAUAGUCAGUAAGGGUGUGAUAUCUCCAAACGAUCACUUCCUGCAAAUACGACUUAAAGCACUGUCUAUAGUUAGCAAUGAGGGGAUUAAAAGUUUGUCGGUGUCACAAAGAAAAUGUCGAUUUCCGGAUGAAAGUAACUUACCCCAUUCACCAGUUUAUUCUUAUGUUUUGUGUAGGAUGGAGUGUCGAAUAACUUUGGCACAGCGACUGUGUGGUUGUAUUCCACAUUUUUAUAGAAAAUUAGAUGGUGAAAAAAUAUGUAAUGUCAAUGGUCUACAUUGUUUAGCAAAAUAUAAAGAACGUUUGAUUCUCGUUAAAGGGGAAUGUAACUGUCAUGCAAAUUGUGACGAUGACAAUUAUUAUCAGGACGAAAUUGUAAGAAAAAAAUCAAUCCAAAAUAUUUCGGAAUUAAGGUGGAGCAUUAGAAAUUAUCCAAAUAUGAGAUUGAAAAGGGAUGUCAUCUUUGGUUUUACUGAUUUAUUGGUUAAUUUAGGAGGAAUGGUUGGAUUUUUCUUAGGAUGCAGCAUAUUAAGCUUUGUAGAGAUAUUGUAUUUCUUUACUUUAAGGUUAUAUUGGCACAACAAGAAGGGAAUCAAUCGAAUUAAAAAAUAA